Messenger RNA from Exophiala xenobiotica, 2967 nucleotides. RefSeq lists its product as uncharacterized. The transcript is spliced from 3 exons. The record is from RefSeq and is a predicted model, not a curated record. The coding region runs from base 1 to 2721 and encodes 906 amino acids. NCBI's taxonomy places the organism in Eukaryota, Fungi, Ascomycota, Eurotiomycetes, Chaetothyriales, Herpotrichiellaceae.
AUGGAUGAUGAUCGUUCUCGCCUUCGGACUGAGUCGACCGCCCUGGCUGUUCGAGUGCGAAGCUCUAAUCGACCAAGACCUGGGCCGUCUAGCCUGACAUCUCCUCAGUUUACCACAAGCCAGCAUGACGAUCUACAAGAUCAACAAGAUGACCUCUUGGAGCGACUGGCUGGUCACUAUACUACCUUUGAAGCUCAUGACUUACUUGUCAAGGCUUUCGAGAAAACAGUCACAGGCAAUCUCUCUGCCAGUUUCAAAGACGGAAUCAGACUCGCCGAAGUCAUUGAAGAUGCUAUCAAACCAAAGAUUGGUAUCGCCUUUCUAGCUGGCGCGGAUACCCCUCAAGUGACACAGAUGGAACAAAUUCAGAUGUCGCAGAAAGAACCUGAUCAAAAGGACGCAUCUUGGCGAGUCAAUACUGCUGGGGCGCUUCUCAAGAAUUUCGAUGUUGACAAGUCUAUGUCUAUCAUUGCCACUGACAAUACUCCAGCUGUGAUUGCUGCUGCACGCCAACGCAUGAAUGCAACAGGACCUUUUACUGAUCCCAAUGCUUCCUCUAAUCAACGUGCGCUAGCACUCCGACGUCACCAAGAUCGAAUCGUCACAAUCGACAGUGACAACGUCAAGAUUGUCAACGUCUUGUCGUCGGACAAAUGGGAUCUUGAAGGCCUUCUUGUCGAAGUUGAUCAAUCGAGUCUGAUGGCUGUUAUUCUGAAUUACCGGCACAUCAUCAAUCGUGGCGGUUCGAACUUAUCGUGUGGCGAGACGAUCAAGCUGCUUGACAAUAUGAUUGAAGACGCUAGGAGACUCUGCAUUCGGAGUCCUAUUCUCUUCAGAAUGUCUACAAGGCGCCAUAUUAUCUCGUCUAAGAACACGCGGUACGGCGUCGACCACGGGACGAUGUUCCAGACCUUGACCACUAGCAGUGGCAUCAAGAAUAUCAUCUCUCUAAGUGCAGCCUACUUCAACUCGUUGGCCUCUUAUAAUAAGCAAGAGCAACAACUUAUUCGGCCACGAUUUCUUCAGAUGUUGGUCCUGUUACUAUCGCUACUCAACGACGAUGACCUUGGAGAACUUGCAGAAUUUCUCGAGGUCACAUACUCAAUUCAAGCCGAACGACAUCAUAUCGAACUUCUCAUCUUGAAAGUACUUCCUCUCAUGUCGAUCAACUCCAAGAUCUUCCUCAACUCUCUGGUCACCGCGUUCGAUGGACCACUGGUCAACCCUUCUCCUCACCUGUCUGAUCAAUCUUGGAUAUGGAGUGUCUUCCUGCAUCGCAUUCUCAAACACGAAUACAUUCUGCCGGGAACUCUUGAGCAGGUCGGCAAUGAAGACUGUUCAUGGGUUGUCACUUGGCCAGAAAAAGGAUACAAUGAUUCUAGCAUAUUCAAGAACCUGCAAUAUGCCGGGCCUGCAAGGACCAUCAAUGAGAUCCCACCAAUAAAUCUCACGGCCGAAUACAACUCCAAUGAAGUUACCAUCAUCCUCACCAACGGCUGUAGGUAUAUUGUGUCCGUUGAAGAUCUCGAGAACAUCACUCGCAUGACACCGCGACGCUAUGCUGUGGUCGAAGCCACUCCUGAAGGUCGCUCUUAUAACCUGGAUAUAACGGAUGUCCAGGUCAACGAACCCCUGUACAGGGCUAUUUGGGAGAUCAAUACCACACUUAAUGUCGUCAAAAGCAUCCUCCCCGCCAGACCUAAGCAUACCAUGUCGGCGCGCCUUAAUAACAUCUUGGGAGAGAGGCUGCCAAUAUCGCGAAGAUUAAGUCGGGGAGGCAGACCUGAUCAACAGUCUCUCCUUCCCGAAAUCAAAGGUUCUGGUCGUCUGACGUAUCAUGUUGCCUCACUCAAUGAGCAAAUGCUAGCAGUCACUUACAAAGUGGAGGGUCGCAAGAUCACCAGACGAGAGCUGGUUCGCCAUUUGGCGUCCGAUCUCAGCAAGAUGCGCGCUGCUAUCGAGGCUAUCGAGGUAACUGUCCAGCAGACAUUCGAAGAGAAGCGCCUGGAUGAACGACUCCGGCAGACGGUCCAUGGCAUUCGUGCCAAACUUGGUGCAGUGUGGCGGCUCUACAGGUUGGCCGAGGAAAACAAGGAGAAGAUGGAGAGAUACUCUGCCAAACUGAGUGAUGAACCAAUAUCGAAGGUGUUAUAUCCGAUUGGGUCAGAGGAUACACCAAUUGCUAUCUGGAACAACUACAAGGCAUGGCAUGUUGGUGGAGAGGAUGUCUUGUAUGUCGAAGCUCAGCGGCGCACGGUUCACUCUGUGACCUUGAUGAACGACGGUAUGACUAUGGAGGUCACAUUUCACGAACACGAAACCAAAUAUUUCGUCACGCCGCUCAAGCAGCUAGAAGAUGGCGAACACGACGAAGAAAUCAAGCCUGACGAUCGUGUCAUCCUGGCCGGUCAAUAUUUGAUCGUUGUCGAAGCGAAUGGAAUGACUUUCACUCCGAAUGGGCUCAGGAAAGCUGGACCAGGAAACGACAGGAACAACAACGCCCCUAGAUCUGGACCUGUCAGGAACGGCGCUGUCAUGGCAGGGCCGACGCCAACCGAAAGAGGAAGUGGCGCAGGACCAGAAAGGCCGUCUCCCAGGCUGCAGAUGCCACUGGAGAUGAUGCUGAAUUGGUUAAAGAUUACUGGUGUUGAAACACCAAGGCGCAGGAGAAGACAUCCGCAGAUGGACGUUACUCAGAUGGUAAUAAGUGCUAUUCGAUGAGUUUUACGAAAGAUGUCCAACACAGGUAAUAUGAUUACCCUGCUCUGCACAGUACAAAAGAAACAUGCAGGCAUAAGUGGGUUGGGGGAGGUUGAUGACCCAGCCCUCUUGCUUCUUUGAUAUGAUGUGGCCAGAUUGUGUGAUUCUCACUUCUUGAAUCCAAAGGCAUAUGUCAACGCUACCAUAUCAAACCUGUUGGGAACGUCAAGAUGGUUCUGUCUGUCUCAAUACUCUGCAGGAUACGGG